AUGGCCGUCCCAGAACCAAGCCAAACACGACAGAAGAAUGUUUUUGUCCUGUGUUUCGAUGGCACGGGCAACAAGUUCAGUGGGAAGGACACAGACAGCAACAUCCUAAAACUCUACAGGAUGCUUGACCGUACCGAUGUGAACAUGUAUACCUUCUACCAGCCAGGCAUUGGGACAUAUGUCAGUUCUCAUUCAAUUCAAACUACCUCGACAUUGGGCCGUAUCCGAUCAUGGUACUUGAAAACCAAAGAUGAGGCUGUCGGCACAUCAUUUGCAGACCAUGUAAUGGGCGGCUACAAGUUCCUCAUGCGCUACUACAGCUGCGAAGAUGACUUGUACUUCUUCGGGUUCAGCCGUGGAGCCUACACAGCUCGUUUCCUUGCCGAGAUGUUAGAUCACAUCGGUUUGCUAGCCGCUGGCAAUGAAGAGCUCAUCAGGUUUGCUUGGAAGACUUACGCCAAAUGGGCUGCCAGAAAGAAUGAUGGCAGCGACCAGGCCAAAAAAGAUGAGGAGGAGCAGUAUGAAUUUAUGCGGGGAUUCAGGGAAACAUUCAGCAGGCCAGUUCGGCGAAUUCGGUUUCUUGGUUUGUUCGACACAGUCAACUCGGUGCCAAGAUUCGAAUCGGCCUGGAUGCAACGAAGCAAGUUUCCUUACACUGCUCGUUCGUCGGCAAAGGUGAUAAGGCACGCCGUGUCGAUCGACGAAAGGCGGGCAAAGUUCCGUCAAGACCUGGUCAGUGGAGUACAGAAUCAAACCGAGGACCACGGACGCCAUCACAUACGUCGCUAUGAGUCCGACCUUUUGCAAAUGAACGAGAAGGCGCUAGCGGAGGAAAACCACGCGGAGCAUGCGGCACAGGGAGGUCCGAAGAUUACAUUGACCACCUCAUCAGGCGGCCAACUUGCAGUCCCAGGAGCCGAGCUUGCCUCACAGAGCUCCUCCGAAAGUCUCGCUGCUCCAAUGCAUUCUCCUUCUACUGAACAUCUCCGGGAAAGAGCAAAAUCACCUCGAAAGCACGCUAGACGUCGAUGGUCACAACCCAAUCGACCUCAAGAUGUGCAAGAAGUCUGGUUUGCGGGUGGCCAUGGAGAUAUUGGCGGAGGAUGGGAAAAGGGAGAUAAAGAACACUGGAUGCUCAGCCAUACGCCGUUGGUGUGGAUGGUCCAUGAAGCUGAGAGCGCGGGGCUGAAAUUUGACCCUGGGUAUUGCUUUGAUGGUUCUAACGCCUGUAUUGAUCCGACUCAGAAGCUGACUUGUCACAGCAAGAUGGCUCGUUUAGGCUGUUCGCCCCAUGCAGUGGACGAAUUCGGCGAGAAAAUUGAGGACACCACUACGCGCAAUUCCUUCCACCAAACCUUGGAAAGUUGCUACACGGAUGCCACAAUCCACGAUUGUCUGAAGUAUAAUGGGGGGCUGCCUCAUGGGACUGUGUCUUUUUGGAAAAUGAUGGAAUAUCUUCCGUUUCGAAGAAUGGACUUGCAAGAUGGUAAAUGGAAAGCUAUUCGCUGGCCACUUCCCAUGGGAGAGACUCGGGAUAUACCAGAUGAUGCCCAAAUCCAUAUCUCAGUGAUCCGGCGCAUGCAGGCCGAUCCGACAUACCGUCCAGGCAACCUGAUCAUCGGUGGAGGUGGCCGAGGAGUUCGGAGAGCUCCUGAAAAGUAUGGCAUUGGGGAAUGGAUGUCGCACAUGUGGGAAGGUGAUAUUAUCAAGCAUACCUUUGUGCGGAAGCAACCGUCUUCGGCUGACUGA
This is a messenger RNA of Fonsecaea nubica, 1749 nucleotides long. RefSeq lists its product as hypothetical. Lineage: Eukaryota; Fungi; Ascomycota; Eurotiomycetes; Chaetothyriales; Herpotrichiellaceae. The coding region runs from base 1 to 1749 and encodes 582 amino acids. The transcript has 5 exons. The record is from RefSeq and is a predicted model, not a curated record.